CAGCCCGGACGCCCUGCCCACCGAGUAGUAGGUCGGACCGGCCAUCUGCUUGUACCACGCCUCCGUCGGGGCGCAGGCGACCAGCACGGAGAUCACCACGAGGGGCAGCGAAACUUGCAUACAUCACAUCAGAGAACAAGGACAUGUGAAGACACCACCUCCCAGAGCAUCUCUCCAGCAUUUCUAAACUGACUCGAUGACCCGAUGUAACUCUUAACAUUUUCAAAAUGAGGGUUGAACUCCAGACCUGGAUCUUGACGCUGCUGUUUCUUUCAGGUGUUUUCUGCAGCAUCUGGAAAGUGGAAUAUCAGCAUGAGUUCAUCUGUGCAGUGAAAGGCUCGGCCGUUUCCAUUCCAUGUUUGUUUUACAGUUCUGACAACCAAAAGGUUCAGCGUGUGCUUUGGGGUCAUGUGAAUGCUUUUGGUAAGAAGCAAAUAAUCUCAACAAAAUCCACCGGAGGAGUCCAGUACAUUGGAGACAAACUGCAUAAUUGUUCUAUAAGAAUAGCUGAAGUGGGUUGUAAUCAUGCAGGAAAAUACAUGGUUAUGUUCAACAAAGCAAAGAGGCUUCCUGUUGAGGUUGCCCCAGUUCUUAAAGUUGUUGAUUUGACUAUUUCCAUGACAAAAUCCGGUAAAGAUGAAGCCAUCAAGGAAGGUGACUCAGUGAAACUCACCUGCGUGAAUAGCUGUGAUGACAGUAACGCUUCCUCGGCCUUCACAUGGUUUAGAAACGGAGAAUCUAUCUACGAGGGGCCUUUCCUUCAUUUCAGAAAUAUGUCUCCCUCAGUCUCUGGAAACUACACAUGUUCCCUAAAAACAUUAUUGGGAACAAUAUCAAGAGCUGUAAUCAUCAAUGUUGAAUAUGGUCCCAAGAACACGUCAGUGAUCUUCAGGCCGCCAGGAGACGCAGACGGAGGCGGCAACUUCACUCUGACCUGCAGCAGCGAUGCAAACCCCCCGGUGGAGAAUUACACCUGGUUCAAAACAGACGGUGAAGAGAUCUCACCUGUUGGACAUCAGCCUACGUUCUCCCCUGCUGACGGCGGCCAGUAUUUUUGCAGAGCCGCCAACAAACAUGGAAGUCAGAUCUCCUCUACUGCUGAAGUGAACAUGAAGAAAGAUCAUGAAACAAUUUCCAGAGAGAUGCUCAUCAUUCCUGCUGCUGGCACAUUUCUGAUUGUGAUUACCAUCAUCCUUUUGAUCAGACUUUGUAAAAAGAGAUUGAGGCCAGCAAACACAGACAGUGAUGAAGAUGAAUCGAAUACCGACUACGUCAACUGGCUCGAGAGUGAAACCAUCAUCACUGAUCUGUCUGAGUGGGGGAAUGAUGGAGUGUACAAUUCAUCCUUUAUCAUCUUAAACAGAAGAAGGGACAACAUGGAGCAGCACGCUGAUCAGGAUGGGACGGAGCAGCAAACUGUGAUAUACAGCACUGUGAACACAUAAAAUUCCUACACUUACAUAUAUUUAUUCAUUUAUAUUUCAUUUAUACAACUUGAUUAAAAAUGCAUAUAUAUUUUUAACCCAUCAUACAUUAAACUGCCCUAAUUUGGUCAAGAUCUGGCUAUAUUUUACUGAACAUUCAUUUUUUUCUUGUAUUUAUUGUGCUUUCAUACCUUCUGAAACAAAAGACAGAUUUCCUUUAUCUUUUCAAUAAAUGCAUAACAUUAAAGCUA
Molecule: messenger RNA, 1675 nt
Organism: Salarias fasciatus (jewelled blenny)
Lineage: Eukaryota; Metazoa; Chordata; Actinopteri; Blenniiformes; Blenniidae
Product: B-cell receptor CD22-like
Exons: 9
Coding region: 228-1445 (405 amino acids)
Source: RefSeq, a predicted model, not a curated record